Messenger RNA from Culex quinquefasciatus (southern house mosquito), 10973 nucleotides. It is a transcript of the gene LUBEL, whose product is annotated as E3 ubiquitin-protein ligase lubel. The record is from RefSeq and is a predicted model, not a curated record. Gene Ontology annotation, biological process: protein linear polyubiquitination. Gene Ontology annotation, molecular function: linear polyubiquitin binding; K48-linked polyubiquitin modification-dependent protein binding; K63-linked polyubiquitin modification-dependent protein binding. Lineage: Eukaryota; Metazoa; Arthropoda; Insecta; Diptera; Culicidae. Gene Ontology annotation, cellular component: LUBAC complex. The transcript has 22 exons. Bases 321 to 10844 code for a protein of 3507 amino acids.
CGUCCGGCCGUGCAAACCGUUUUUCCGUCGAGCUCGCGCACGCGGUCCAAACCCACCGGGGGGGUUAUAUAAAAAUUUUCCUGGGGAAAAAGUCUGUUGAAACGAUUUCGGUGGCCUCAGGCGGGAAGUUGACGGUGUGUCUUUUGGACCGUUGUGGCCACGUGCGAAGCUGUGCUCCAGUUGGGGGUGGAAAUUGUCUGGGAAAAGGGCGAUUUGGGAAGGUUUUCCCAGCGAUUUAGUGAGGAAAAUCGGCGAAAUAGGAAGAAAAAAGUUAUUUUUAUUAAUAUAGUGCUCCCGGGAAUGUACUGCAGGUCUAUAAGAUGAGUGGUAACGUGCCGCUGCGAUCGCCAACGCCUCCAAGCAUGGCCAACAAUCUGGCCUCGUCCAGGUUCAGAAGCACCAGAUCGAUGCCAUCAUGGGUGACCGAGACUCACGAUCGGGUAGGCCCGGAACCGCCGCCACCGCCGGGCAAUGCCGAUCCCGAGUACGAGGUCAUCGAUGUGGCCAACCAGCAGCAAUAUUCCAACGCGCCGCCACCGAUUCCGCUCAAGUCACCGGAUAUCAAACGCAUGACCGUGAUGAAGUGCGACCUGUGCGGCUCCGGCCAGCCGACGGUCCGCUGCGAGCAGUGUGACCACAAUCUAUUUUGCGCCUCGUGUGACGACCGCUACCACCGUCAUCCCAAGCGUCAGACGCACACCAGAACGCCCGUUGAAGUUCCAAAUGCCGCGGCGUCCACUCCGGCCACCCCUUCCGCCGUUAAGCCCCCGUUGCCACCGAAGGGUGAGGGCGGCGUGGGUGGUCCGUUGCCACCACCCCGGCGGAACAAACGUCCCGGUAGCUUCCACUUUCCCAGUCCCCUGCUAGGCCGCAAGCAGGACCAGGACCAGACCCGGGUCGUUUUCGUUGGAACACCUCGGCGAAACGAGCACUAUGUUGCCUGCUUUCUAACUCCCCAAAACAGCCUGCAAAGUGCUGUCUGCCCUGACCAGACAUCUAUCUCCAGUAUGGGAUCGCACGGAUCGACAACUAAUCUGCAGAAGCCACCACAACCUCCGCCAAGCCCGGCGCUGUCCUUGCGUGACAAGAUGAACUCCCUGAAGCGUUUCAUACAUCCCUCGAACCGCCCCCUGCCAGAUCCUCCAGAGCAGAAGAUUCACUCAUCCAACUCAUCUCUGGACACGAUCUCCAAGCGAUCCACGUCGGUUGGUGCCAACAAGUCCGUGUCGAGCACGAUGGAGAAGAUCCAGAACAACACGGCGGCCACGUUGGACCGCAUGACUAUGCUUCAGCAACGCUACCGACAGCAUCAGGAAACGAUGAAAUCCGAAGGCGAUCGAAGCCGACGAGCGAGUCUCACUUCCAAUGCCGAUCUUCAGUCAGCGCAAAAUAUUCGCACAAAACCACCAUCAGUCUCAUCAACACUCCACCACCAACAGCAGUUCCACCAACAACACCACGCAAUGCAAUCGAGAUGGAUCGAACCGCCGACACCCAGAAUAAGAUCUGGCAGUGUUGCUUCGGGUAUCAAUCUGCUACCCCAAAAUGUUUCUUCCGCGGCAGGGAUGCCUCCCGAGAGCAAUCCUCCCAGCAGCCCUAUUAACCCCCCGUUUGUGUCCUCCUCGCAGCGUCCAGACUUUGGUAGUAGUCCGGAUUCGGCCGUUGGCCCGAUGAAUCCUCGUAGUACCUCAGUCUUUAACCUAAACCAAGCACACCAACAGCAGCAACAGCAGCAACCGCAGCCCAACAUGUGGGGAUUCAACCCGUUGCAACAGGCACAAUCGAUGGCCCACAUCAACUUCAACCCGAUGCACUGGAACCAGAUGAACGCGUGGAUGGCAGCGGGACAGUCCCAGAAUGGGUCCAACAUGAGCCUCAACAUGCCCUCGUCGCAGGGUGGCUACCCGCACGAUCACCCAGCUGCCGGAUAUCCGUGGGGUGGCAUGUACCCACCACCCUACCCGAUGGGAAUGAUGCCAAUGAUGCCCGGAAUGGCAAUGCCACCACCCCGCUCGCGAGCCCAAUCGCGAUCCCGUGCCGCCUCUCCAGCGCUCAGCAUUAAAUCUCGCAAGUCGACCAUGUCGAUGCGGAACCUGCAACGCAACAGCUACAUCAACGACCUCACGGAUGACGAGGAUUCGGACGAGGAGUUUACCCGCUCACGGGGACGCCGUGAUCGUCACCGUCGUGUGGACUCCAACAGCAGUCUGGACUUUGACGAGCCGGAACCGAAUGCGUUUGUGCGUGCUUCCAGCGUGAAACACUCGCGCUUCAAUCGGGAUCGCCGCGGAGCUUCUUCGGCACGAUCGUUGAUUGAUUAUCCCACGGGGAGCUCAAACAGGCGGGAUUCGAUGCCAAGACCGCGGUAUGAUCGCGAGGAGUUACUGCGGGAUCGGUACGAGAAGAUGUCGCUCUCUUCGCCGAGGAAGGUCACUUCCGAUUCGAUGACGAAUGAUUCGGACGGGGAGUCGAACCGCAGAUCGAACAGGUCAAAGUCGAACAACGAAAGCGUUAGUUCACCGCGCAAGAUCGCGUCCGAUUCGCUCACGAAUGAUUCUGAUGUUGAUGUUCAGAAGCGUCGACUUGCGAAGGGCAAGGCUUCCAGUGGAGUUUCGUCGCCGCAGAGAAUUGCUUCGGAUUCGUUUACCAAUGAUUCGGAUGCGGAGUUUAUGCGACGGAAGCAAAAGAUGAAGGCUGCCGCGGUUCCGCCGAAACGGAUGGAGUCAGACUCGGUAACAGGAGAUUCCGAUGUGGUAAGAGAACGAACCAAAUCGGUUGGUAGCAAGAAGACGAACGAAGCGGAAAAGUCUAAAUCUGCAAAGUCCAAAACGAGUAAGACGACCGCUCCGAAGAAAAUUCCAUCAGACUCGCACACUCCGGACACGGAUGGAGAGCAGAAGCGUGGCAGAUUCACUAGCAAGAAAGUUGUGAAGAAGAAUUCCAGCACGGAGUUCCUGCCGACCGAGUCCGACAUCGAGUUCGAGCGGCGCAAGGAAGCUAAAAAGAAGAAUUCCAACAUUAGCGGUCCUCCACCAGCAGCCAAAUCUCCACCAAAGCAAUCCGAGGAAGACGAAGAAGAAGAAGAGACACACGCCAAGACCGUCGAGUUGAAGAACCACAUCAACGAGUCCAAGCUGGAAGACUUCGCCACGGAAGAAUCUCCCCCACCCUCCGCCCCGAUCGUGGCCCCCGAUUGCGAAUGGGAGUGCACGUUCUGCACGUACGUCAACGAAGCCGGCGUCAAGAUCUGUGCCAUCUGCUGCAAAACCGCCACGGUGGCCGGCAAGCUGGAUGAGGAGCAGCAACCCCGCUCACCGCCACCGGACGUCGUCCAGGAGCCACCCUGCGAGAAGAGAACCGUUCAAAGUCCCGUCGAGGCGAAGAAACUGCUGCAAACAACCAUUGCACCUCCCCCGCCGCCGCCACUAGCCAAAGAAGUCGAAACCAAGAAGAAAGACUAUGAUGAUGAAGAGCAAAUUGGUGUUGUUGGUGAUGGUGGUGGUGCUAAUCGAAUAGUUGAACAAUCAGAAAAACCAAGUAAAAAUUAUCAAGAGGAAGAAAAUCAGUACGAGAACCAUGAAAUUCAAAGUGGCCCCGAACUCGAAUGUCCGAAAGGUAGUGGUGAGAUCAGGCAAAAUCUAGACAGUGAAGUGGUUAAGGUAGUCACGAAGGUCGUUAAGGAACGGGUCUCCACCGGUUGUGGUCCGUCGCCACCGCGCGAGGUCGAAGUUAGUGCGCGGCAGGGUCACGAUCAGGAGUCCGUCCGCGAGAAUGAGUUCCAGGAGAGCGGCAGCAGGCGGCAACACUCCACGAUUGGAACAUCGCCCCUACCGCAGGAUAUGUCCACGCAGACCUACGACUCGUUCGAACAGGUGCGCCAAGAAGUGGCCCAGGACAAACCAACCAACAACCUCGCCCAACCGUCGAUGAGCGGCAACUACCAGCGAUCGCACUCGAUCGCCACACCCCAGCUGCUCGAGCCUCGUCCCGGCAGCCGCCACAGCUUCUCGAGUGACACACAGAGUCUUCCACCGACUCCGCACGAGCUGAGCCCACAGCCGCGUGACUUUCACCAGGCUCCGCAUGAUCAGCAGCAAAAUGUUCACCACCAUCAAAACGCUACUCCAUCAACUACCGCAACCUCGACAACGACGCCACAACGCCCGCCUCCGUAUCAUGACGAGCACCUGUCCUACCUGGACCGGGCCAUCCAUCAAAUCAUUCAGACGGCCGCGGCCAAAACCACGUUCAGUACGGCCCGCCCGCUGGACCAGCACAAGUACCGCGCGAUGACCGACCUGAGGCGGAUCGACCAACAACCGCGCAACAGCGCGAACGUCAGACCGGCGACGAACAACAUGACUGAGCAAGUUGAGGAAACUGCGCAACGCAUGGAGAAGUUGGUCCUCUCGGAGCAGCAGAACUCGACGGAUCCGGCGGUGAUCCUUCUGAAGGAAGCGGAACGCUACAAGUUUACAGCUGAGGAUCUGCAAGCAGCGCUGGUGCACUGCAAGGACAAACAUCCGGUGCAGUGGCUGCGGGAUAACUGGCUGAAGCUGGUCGACACUGUCCAGACGUUGGCCACCAAGUACGGUCACGAGAAGCGCGAGAACACGAUCGGUACGAUCUCGGCGACGGAAGCGCGCGAAGCGCUACGCCUGCACAAGGGCAACAUCUGGCACGCCAUUACCGAGUGUAUCGAGCAGCGCCAGAAGAAGUACAAUGAGAUCGCCUCCAAGGGGAACUUUACCCGCGAGGACAUUGUGACGAGCCUGACGGCCCACCACGGUAAUCUGGAAGAUGCGUUGGUUGAGCUGAGCAAGACUCAGCUUAAGCCGUUCCUCAUGAGGAUCUGGGGUCCUCCGAACGGAGAUGACAACGAUUCGGGUAACUUACUUCUGCAGCAGGCACUGCAAGAGGAUCGGAGUGGAAUUAGCAGCGAGAUUCAGGAGUUUAUUAGCGCCCAUGUCGAAAAAGAGCUUCUCUCGAACGGCAAGACGAACCAUGUCGAGGAGGUGGAAGCGGUGAGUCCUCCAGUUAUCGUACCGGAAGAAACUACUAACCACAGUGCGACGACGAACGGUCACCACGAGGAGCCGGUGGUGGAGGAGACGAUUCCGUCCAACACCGUGAUCCUUCGCGACAUCGAGAGGCUCAUCGAUCAGAUGGAGAAGAAUCAGGCGACUCAAAACGAGGACGUGCUGAAGAACAUUCAGCACCUGCUGACGAAGCUAGCUGAACAGAAUGGCGUUUCCAGGCCGGCAUCGCAAGCAUCGGUACGUUCAGAAUCAUGCGAACGAAUCAUCGCCAAGAGUCCGAUACCACACCAACGAUCGAGUCAGUCAUCCGUGGACGAGACGCAACCCAUCUACGAGGACAUUCGCAAGUUCAUGACGGAAAACAUCCAGGAAAUCCUACCGAGCCUGGUCGACCAGGUUCAGAACGAGUUGAAAAACGCCCCCAUCAGAACAGAGAAGACGCUCGAGGACGACAUCAGAGAGACGCUGAUGAACGCCGAGUACACCGAGAACGACUACGCAUCCAUACAUACCUUCCCAUUCAAAAAAGACCCACCAAAGACGGAGACUUCCAACGACUUCCCCGACUCGAAGAAACGAUCUUCGAUGGGAUACAAGGACGCUCGCGAAGAGGAGAGCGAAUACGCCAACAUACAAGACUUCCUACACCGAGCUAUACGAACCGAACGACUGACGAGCGAAUUCGAGCAGUUCAAACAUCAGAACUACCGAGUUGACAGCAGCUCUGACGAAGCCAGGAUGACGGCGGAGUCCGAUUACUACGACAUUGUGGCGGUGAAUCAGCGCAUCCAGGACAUCCUGGACAGACAGCGUGCGAAGCACGAACCAACCCCGAACCCGCCGGAACAUAUAGAACCUCCACCAGAAACGGUGGAACAACCUGAAGAAGCAAUCUACGUCAACACUGCAGAAAUAGCCGCCAUGCGGGCAUCUGCCGAAGCCGCGGAGAAGAAGCAACCCAAGAAGCGUCGUGUUUCCCGAAUCCCCGUCAACAAAAACAACUAUCUUCAGCGACGUCCAGUGAAGAGCUCGUCGGAGAGCGACUUUGAAGCGGUAGCGCAGAAGGACUGGACGCACGUCCCCGCCGCACACGUGGAUCACGUGGAAGAACUGCGACACGUCGUCGACAACAUCGAAAAGAUCGAGCACGAGCUGGAACUGGAUCCGUACGAAGCGGAAGCGGCUGAAACACCAAUCUAUGACAACGUUACCUCAACGACCGAAGCUACCGUCGUUGAGAAGGUUCCUGUUGCGGAACAGCCGCCGAACCAGCAAGAACAGGUCCCCGAAGAUAGGGCACUAGAAACGCAAGUCGAAGAAAGUCACGAUCAGAGCACCCCUAGAAUAGAGGUUCCAACUAACGAAGUAGACGUAGUCCCUGCAGCUUCCACUGACGAGCACGUUGAAGAAGUAGCUAGAACUCCUUCCCCUCACAACCCUCCAACAACUAACGACUCAGUAGAGCCCAAGCCAUCCCCUACCCAAUCACCUCCAAAAUCCCCAGUUCAAGCCGAAGAACCGUCUCAAUCUCCCCCGAAAAGCCCCACCAUCAUUGAAAUCGUUGAUUCCGCCGAGAACCACCAAGAACCAACCGCGGACACCUCCCCAACCCAAUCCCUGUCGUCGAAGCCCCAGAACAACCUGUCCGACCUGGUGCUCGACACGAAGCGGCUGAUUCAGCAGAUGAAGGACGAAAUCGCGUCCGACAUGGCGACCAUGGCCGACGAAGACGAAGUGUACGACGACGAGUACUACGAGGAGGGUGACGACUACGAAGACUGGAGCGAGGGGGACGAAAACAUGGAAGAGUGGGACUCGAACGAGGAGUACGACGUCGACGAGAACGGCGAGUACUACGAGUACGAGGACGAGGACGACGACGGGUCGGUCAUGUUCAGCGAGGUGGCGCCCGAGGAUGUCGUGCAUCCGGAAGUUCAGGAGGACAAGCCUGCUACCCCGAGCGGGGACAAAACCGUAGAGGAUAAACCGGAACUGCCGAAAAUGAACGCGGCUCUCGUGCGGGAGAUCGAGCGGAACAGUGCCUCGGAAGUGAGCGACCUUCCGCUGGACAGCGACUUCAACGACGCACUCAGUGUGAUCGAACAGUCUGUCGGUGAAAUCCGGGACAUUCUCAGCCUGGCGGUUGGUGCAUUGACUGAAAACAAUCCACCUGCUGAGUACGACGAGUCGUCCAGCGCGGAAACCAUGCAGAACAGCCCGGAAACGAGCGAGUUCAGCGAGCUCACGCUGGUGGCCGACGUAAACGAAGCGACUGAACCGACGCUGGUAGCGGAGGAGAACCUACCGAUGACGAUGAAGAACGUGCAGUCUUUGCUGUCGGCAAAGUCCGUCAUUGGGGAGUUUAUCAAAACUGCACAGUCGGUUGAGAAUGCAGAUGUCGAUGUUAUAUCAGCUCAGACGAGUGCAGCGCAAGCGCCAGCACAAACAUCAGCUGAACAAACAGAUGUAAUCGACGCUGCGAAGCAGAUUCUGUACGAAGCUAUCGAGAUGCACGCCGAAAACGAGACCGCUACCGCUACGCGAGCGCUGGACGCGACAAUCGAAAUGUUGAGCACCGUAGCUCGCGAGCUGAAUGAACAGCUGCGUCAGGUGUCACCGGUGCCACUGGUGGAGCAGACGGAAGGACCGAUUCCCGAGUACGCAACCGUAAACAAGAGCAAGGACUCCGGACGGUUGGAGGAAGCUCAAGGCGGUGUAGACGACGAAGGACCAGAGUACGUCAACGUCACGGAGCUACGGGCUAUGAUGCAGCAAGCCAACGAUUCAGCGGAAGAAGGCGGUGCGGAAGCGUACAUGCUCAACGGUUACAGCGAUACGGUUGAUACCGCGGACGAACCUGCAUUUAAUCAAUCUAUUCCAGAGUACGCAACGGUUAUCAGAUCGAGCAGGAAGGGAACACCGAGCAGUUCUGAUGUGGUGCUGGAGACGGAAGCAGAGGUUACAAGCGCAGAUCAAGCUGACAAUAUCGAAACCGCUGUAACGGUGGAGAAUGGCGUACAAGAAUUAAAUACCUUAGAGGAAGUUAUACCAUCUGAUGCACAGUCUGCGGUUACUGUAGAACCAGAAAUCGCAUUGAAUAAUAAUACUCAGGCAACUUCCGAGGUUGCGGAAGCCAGUACAGAGUCACAACCUGAAAGUAACGAGGAGCCACUGACUGAAGCAACAACAAUGGAUAUUCAGCCUGAGGUUGCUUCAACGGAAACGCAACCGCUUGAGCCACCAAGCCAAAACGAACAAGAAUCUGUUGAAGAAGCGCAACCGACAUUAUCUGAAUCGACACCAGUCGAAGUAGCCGCUACGCCUGUAGAUAACUCUACAGAUAGCCAAUCUAGCGCCUCAGAACUAAUCUCCACCGUCGAAGUACUUCCUGCUCAGCUGGAAGCGGUAGCAGAAGCCACCAGUGAAACGAACGUUGAAGACACGGUACCACAGAAUACGUCCGAAGAAAUAGCUAUUGAGAAUCUUCCCGCACAGCAAGUAGAACCCGAAGUCGCGCCAGUUACGACCACAGCUUCCGAAGCACAGGAAGCUGCGACCGAUGAGACCGUGACUACAGAACAAGUCACGAAUCAGCAACCCAUUACGAACGGGGACGCUCAUCAUCCAUCCGAAUCUCGCGAACCAUCCGAAGAACCAUCAAGUUUCAUUGAAGUCCAUCCAUCGGAUGUCAUCGUUCAUUCUCCUUCCACCGAACCCAGUUCAGAAGCGCAAUCAUCCAACAUCUACGAGAACGUAGAAAUCGCUGCUCCAUCCGCUCCAUCAUCCCAACUAGCCCUCAAGAUUCCACCUGCUAACAUUGCUGAACAACCAGUAAGUACUGGAAGCAAAAAGUCACCUCCAUCCACACCCACCACUCCAUCCGUAAAGAAAACAAUUAAAAUCGUAAAAACUAAAACCAAAGCCAAAACAACCACGACAACCUCAACAAGCACAACAGACACCAAAACGAAGAAAUCGACCACAACCACAUCCGAUCCCUCUAGCCGCAGAAACUCUCUUCGCAAGAAUUCCGUCGGCGGUGUGUUCGGCCCGGUCCAAACCAACACCGUCAAGAACAUGCAGAAAGAGUUCCUCAGCAAGUCACAGAAAGAAGCAUCCAAGUCAGGCACCUCAACCACAGUCACCACACCGAAACCGAAGCCAUCCAAGCUGGUCCAGCCGAAGGCAUUCACUAAUAAGCUUACUACUAACUCACCCACUCAGCCGAACGUAGCGGCGAGCACAAGCAAGGCCUCGACCCCGGGACCGUCCGCCGAGCCGGGCUCGUCCCGCUCAACUCCGGGCCCGAGCUCCUCGAUCGGCUCGCGCGAAGGUUCCGUCACGUCCGAGCAGAAGCGCAAGCUGCGCAAAAAGUACAUGGAGACGUGCUUCAGCGACGAUUACAUGACCUCGGAUGACGACGAGGACCUGACGACGGUCACCGAAAGCGAGAGCCGCACAAUCAUUCGGUCGCUGGUGAAACCGUUCGAACCGAGCGAAGAACCGCUAGAAGUUCAAGCCCGUCGUCUGCUUGACAACGGAUUGGUCCAAAGCUACCAGCAAGCGGAGCUUGCUGUUCAGCUGAUCGAGAUGCGCUACAACCACGACAACGCGAUCUGGGCCGCGACCCAGUGCCACACCAUCGAGGAGGCCAAGGAUCUCCUGCAGAAGGAGUGCGAGCUGUGUCUGGGCGUGUACCCGAUGAACGAGAUCAUCUCGAUGCUCAAGUGUACGCACACGUGCUGCCUGGACUGCGCCAAGGUGUACUUCACCGAGGAGAUCACGCACCGCUCGAUCACCAACUGCAACUGUCCGUACUGCAAGGAGCCGGACCUGAACAACGCCGCCGUCACCGAGGACGACGUGCUGGAGUACUUCUCCAACCUGGACAUUCUGCUCAAGAACAUCGUGGACGAGGAGGUGCACGACCUGUUCCAGCGGAAGCUGCGCGAUCGGACGCUGAUGCAGGACCCGAAUUUCAAGUGGUGCGUCGACUGCUCGUCCGGGUUCUUUGCGCGGCCCCGCCAGAAGCGGCUGAUCUGCCCGGACUGUGGCUCGAUCACGUGCUCGUCGUGCCGGAAGCCGUGGGAAACCCAGCACGAGGGCCUCACCUGCGACAAGUUCGCCGAGUGGAAGGAGGCCAACGACCCGGAGCUGCAAGCGCUCGGUGUGGCCCGCCACCUGCAGGCCAACGGCAUCAGCUGUCCGAACUGCAGCUUCAAGUACUCGCUGUCGCGGGGUGGUUGUAUGCACUUUACCUGCACCCAGUGCAAGUUCGAGUUCUGCUUCGGCUGUAACAAGCCGUUCAUGAUGGGCGCCAAGUGCGACGUGUCGCCGUACUGCGCCAAGCUGGGCCUGCACGCGCACCAUCCGCGCAACUGUCUGUUCUACCUGCGGGACAAGGACCCGCGCGAUCUGCAGUCGCUGCUGAUUAUGCACAACGUGACGUACGAUACCGAACCUUCGGAGCUGCUGAAGCGCGAGUUUCUGCAGAGCGAGGCCACCUCCAUGCGGUGUCCGAUCCCGCUGCAGAAGGAAACGCCCGGCGGCCUGAUGGACACCAUCUGCAACGGGGACGUCCCCGACGGACACGCCGGAUUGUGCAGAACGCAUUAUGUUGAGUAUUUAGUCACGGCGGUAUCCAAGGCACAGAUCGAUCCCCUGCCAAUCCUGGACCUUACCGAUUGCGUCCAGGAGUUGCGCAGGAGGGGCCUACCACUGCCGGAGCGCGGUCCCUGGGAUACCGACGAGAUCUACCGGGGAAUGUGCCAGAAGAUCGUCAAGGAGCAAAUCCCGCUGAACUAGCAGUGCGACUACGCCUUCGCUGGACCUUCAACCUUCGUUAUCCCUAAUUUUAAGCAUUAUCUAAGACUAUUUAUGCUGUCAUCUCAAAAAACUGUAGGCUACACACAGAAGACGCUCACACUCUGUUUG